Molecule: messenger RNA, 928 nt
Organism: Nicotiana attenuata
Lineage: Eukaryota; Viridiplantae; Streptophyta; Magnoliopsida; Solanales; Solanaceae
Exons: 3
Coding region: 203-859 (218 amino acids)
Source: RefSeq, a predicted model, not a curated record
AACUCUGGACGCUGAGUAGCUCAUGGCUUCCUAUCCCCUAUAAACCAUAUUCUGUGAGUGGAAUGUUGCAAUAUAUGGCGCAGAAUACCAAAGGAGUAGCAGCAGCAUAGGUUCUUUAAACAUCACGCACAAAGAUUGGAUAACUCAAUCGCGCACUGGGCUUAAGUAUUCCACCAAAUCAAUCAAGUACGGAGGUGGAAAGAUGGCCAAGGAGCGGUGCUAUCAAGCAAUGACGACCAUCAAAAAAUGUAUGGCGACGAGGCAUUUAAAUAGUUCGACAAAGGAUCAAUUGAGAUAUGCUCAUAGUAAACUCGGUCGUUUAUAUUACUUUUUGGCAAGUAAUAACGCUGAGAAUUGGAUAUCUGCACAGCUUGGGCCCCUAUUCGAUGAAGCCUAUGAUGGCUUUUUUGAGGUCCUUGGUCUCUUGAGAGAUCAAGACCUGGCUAGUGACACUGACACAAUCAGAAUCAUUUCAGAGAAGCUGCAAAUAGUUAACCCCGAGAGUACUGCUGAUCGAAUCUAUCCUUCAAAACAAUCAAGAUCGGUCGUCAUUAGCAGACAAGUCACUAUGGAGAUGGUGAAUUACGUCGCAGGUGGCCUUUCUGCUGUUCAUAAGCUGAUACCGCAUAUUACUAGAUAUCUUCCAGUUGCAUUGCUCCUGGAUAAGCUGAAAUAUCUAAGAACCCUCCUCAGCUUAACUGCAGAGUGGUGCAUUGAGCAUGAGAAAAUGAAGGAUCUCUUCAUCUUCGCUGAGGAUGUACUUUACACUACCGCAUACCAAUCUAUCUUAUGUUGGAAGAUGGAUGAAGAGUCGCAGCCACGUGUCGUAGGCUUGUUGGUUCUUGAUAAAAGAAAUUAAGGGAAAUAAUCGGGGAAGAUGACAGGAAAAUAAAAAGAGUAUACUGGAAUAGAUGUAAAAGGAACUGAA